AUGAGUAAAGAUAUAACAUCAAUGAUAGGAAAGAAGAUAUCAAAACCUGUUAAAGCUGCUACUAAGUCUGUUAUUGAAAGUGAUAUAAUAAAGAAGAAAUUGGAUACUGAUAUAUUGUUCAAUUUUGAUAAACAUUGGUCAACGAAGGGCACUUAUUUAAUAAAAAAUAUUCCCAAGGUAAUAGAGUUUGAUAGUAAACUAGUGAAGGUUGCUGCUUUCGAUCUAGAUGGGACGUUAAUAAAUACCAAAUCAGGUAACAAAUUUGCUACAUCUGCUUCUGAUUGGAAAUGGUUUAAUGAAUACGUCAUACCAAUGCUUAAAAAACUACAGGAUUAUUUGAUUGUAAUUUUCACGAAUCAAGGUGGUGUUGUUUCUAAACCUGAUAGUAAAAGCUAUAUUAAAUUUAUUGCAAGAUUGAAUUUGAUAGCUAAGGAACUAGAGACGGAACAGAUAGAUAUAAGGCAUAAUUUAUUCGUUUAUGCAUCACCUAAAAAACCAGCAAAAGAAACUACAAUUCAUGAUUACCACGCUAAGAUGAGGAAACCGAAUACUGGGAUGUGGGAAGAGCUUAAGUCUGAUUUACUAGGAUAUGAAGUUGAUUUGGAGCAUAGUUUCUUUAUUGGUGAUGCUGCUGGUCGUAAAUCUGACUUCUCAAAUUCUGAUUUACUAUUUGCAAAACAUAUAGGUAUUGAAUUUAAGACUCCAGAAGAACUAUUUAAAGAUAAUAUAGAAACGAGCUCGGAUCAGAAUGAAGCAGCUUGA
Molecule: messenger RNA, 762 nt
Organism: Insectozyma verbasci
Lineage: Eukaryota; Fungi; Ascomycota; Pichiomycetes; Serinales; Debaryomycetaceae
Source: the annotation of a GenBank genome assembly